This is a messenger RNA of Esox lucius (northern pike), 786 nucleotides long. Its product is annotated as low choriolytic enzyme-like. Gene Ontology annotation, molecular function: zinc ion binding; metalloendopeptidase activity. The transcript has a single exon. Bases 1 to 786 code for a protein of 261 amino acids. Gene Ontology annotation, biological process: proteolysis. The record is from RefSeq and is a predicted model, not a curated record. NCBI's taxonomy places the organism in Eukaryota, Metazoa, Chordata, Actinopteri, Esociformes, Esocidae.
AUGGACCACAGACCCACGCUUGGCCUGGUUUUGCUGCUGCUAGGCCUAUCCCUGGCCCGCGGAAAUGAUGCACAGAUUGAUAAGACAGACAAUUCAUCCAUCACUUCAAUGAUCCUGAAUUCAAACAAUGGAACCAAUGAGCUGCUGCUCGAAGGAGACAUUCUGCUACCUAAAACCAGAAAUGCCAUGAAAUGCUAUAAAAACAAUGGCCGCUGUGUCUGGAUGAAGUCAGCCGACCACUUGGUGUAUGUCCCGUAUGUCAUCAGCAAUGAAUAUUCUAGCGAUCAGGUGGAGACGAUUAAUAAGGCCAUGAAGUCCUUCAGUGGCAAGACCUGCAUUCGCUUCAUCCCGCGAACACAGCAGACUGCCUACCUUCAAAUUGAGAGCAGGGGUGGGUGUUUUUCCAGCAUGGGGAGAGUUGGGGAGAAGCAGAUAUUGUCUCUUGCGGCAUUUAGCUGUAUUCAACAUGGUAUCAUCCAGCACGAGCUUCUCCAUGCUCUGGGUUUCUAUCAUGAGCACACUAGGAGCGACCGCGACCAGUACGUCAGGAUCAACUGGAAUUAUGUUGCGGACUACGCUACUGACAAUUUCCAGAUGCAGGACAACAACAACCUGAACAUUCCGUACGACUAUAGCUCUGUUAUGCACUAUGAUAAAAAGGCUUUCAGUAAUGACCUGUCAAAGGAAACCAUCACUCCCAUCCCAGACGAGUCUGUGAAAAUCGGACAAAGAAGAGAAAUGUCCGAUAUUGAUAUCCUGAGGGUCAACAAGCUCUACAAAUGCUAA